GAAAGCUCGACGGUGAGGCCCGAAUAUGAGAAAAUUCCAGUGGUCAUUUGCUGCUGAUUUUUCUCGCGUCAUUGUUUGUCAUUUACUGUAGAGACAGUGUGUGUGUGUGUUAUUGAAAGAGAGAUUGGAAAAAAGAAGCAAGGAAAAGAGACAAGAGUCGAAUUAAAAGAAGAUAGAAUCCAAAGGCCGCAGUACAUCAUCUAGUGAAUUGAGACACGUAUAAGACACAGAAUGGGUAAAAAACGGCGAAAGAAUCAACCACGAUUAAUACCUGAGCAAGAUAAGCGGAUAUGUGGCAGCAUAUGCUUGUGCCAAUUAACUAUUGUGCUGUCAUGUGUAUCGAUUGUUUAUUUAAGUGUGGCGAUUUACAUGCCCACAUACAAAGCUUUUCAAUCGGGUUUCGAAACGGAGCCGGUGAUGUGUCAGACAUUCCAUACGUUUUACGAUAAAAACUAUUGUCCGUGGGUAUCCUGCGGUGAAUGGUGUCUAACAAAAACUUCUGGCUUUUGUCCUCAAAUGUAUGCGACCACACGACGGAAUGGUACCGAAAUGAUGUUUGAAAACUGCACACGAUUUACACGAACUACUUGCCCUGAGGUUAAACAAGAAAUAUACAAAUCCAAGUAUAAUUGUAACAAUGGAACUCAAUGUAGCGCACUCACGGGCCUUUUUGAUUGUUCGCUUGGUCAUUGUCGUAAUGUUUCAACACACUUUUUGUGCCACUAUAAUGCCGACGGGAUCACAAUUGAAGCCGAUCGCGAUAAUAUGAAAUUAAAUGGAUUUUUUGACUGUAAAAAAUCACGUUGCGUUAAAUUGAACAAGCCACCGACUCGAUGUGAUCGAUACUGUCCAAAGGUGACCACAACUGCCGUAAAUGUCAUAAUUAUGAUCGACGACUCAUUGAUAACAGCCGAAUGCGAUAAUGGAUAUGCGUAUAAUGAAGCAAGAGGAAAGGAACAGGGCAUUAGACUUGCGGAACGAAAACAAAUUUGGAAUGAAACUGAUGGAAUUCUAUUGACCAAUUGCUUUAAUGCAGACAUAGACAGAGAUGGUGAUAAGAUAAGAGCCACCGAUUGUUUGAAUGGAACACUGCUAAAGGACACAAUCAUACCGAAGCCCUUCAUGAAUUUUACACAGUUUUGGAAGAUUUACAAUGAUAGCAAAACAUAUGUGGAUCCCACUGACAAAUUUUUACCAAAACAAUCGAGCUUAACCAUUUAUAAUUCAAGUCAGCUGUUUGUCAACUUAGAAGGAUGCGUGAAUACGUUAAGGGAUGAAUGUAUGGAUUUCUUACACACACAUGGUCGCGAUGGUCUCAACAAUACAGCACAAUCACGUUACUUAUGUUACUAUAAUAAGGACGACCCAACAAAAGUAUUGGCACGUUUUGAUUUGAAUCGGACGUGGCAGCAUUUCUUGAUCUUUUUCGGUGUACCGUCUGUAUUGUUUGUUGUGUCGUUUGUAUCGUUGUGUAUUAUAACACGUUCGGUGAAAGUCGGCGAUGACGCAAAAAUGCGCUGCAAAUAUUGUACGGAUGAGAAUUCAGACAUCGACGACAUUGAUGAGAUUGCAAACAAAUGCGUUCAACGUCUGAAUGCAAUCGAAGAAGCAGUUAAUGAACAAGAGAAUGCAGAACAACCGAGCACAAGCAAAUCAUUCUAUCAGCAAUCUCAACCAGCAUAUAAUGAACCCAAAGCGACGACUAGUAGAGCGGCAUAUGAAGAACAAGACACAUCAGGAGCAAUUGCACCACCAAUUAAUUUAAGUCCAUGCACUGAAACCACCGAGAAAAGCAGCACCUCAACAAACAUCGAACUCAAACAAGCCGAAGACAAACCGUUAGUUAUACUUUAAAUAGACAGAUAUAACAAACGUUUUUAUAAUCUGAUUACAUUCGAUCCCACGGAAGUAAUCAAGCUAUGAUGAUUAUUUUAUGUCACAAAAACAAUAUCGAACAGAGAGAAACUGGAAUAGACAGAUAUAUUAUAUGUAUUUUGUGACAAUUUUAUCUAUCAAAGAGGAAGAAAAUUCAUUCAUCAAUAACAAAAGUGAGUUGUAAACUGUUGUGUCAAAAAGAUAAAACUCGUUGUGAAAACAAUGCGAUAUGACAAAAAAGUGAUUAAAAUCACAGAAAAUAGAAAUGAUUCAAGUAAAUUUUUUAAAUUUAGUUUUGAACUCUUUCAAAUCUUUCUAAGACCGUAGUCCAGAUGAAAUUCAUAUAGUGACUUUUUAUAUACAAUUUUACCCUCAAUCAAACUAAUAGAGAUCGAAUUUUUCGAACAUAUUUCCAAUUUCUUUAUCAACAACAAGCAUUACAUAUAUUGAAAACUGAAGUUUCCCACUGAUUGUGACAAAAAUAAGAACAAAAAACAUACAAAAACAAAUGAACUCUGACUACCUCACUUUCAAUGAAAAAAAAAAAAA
Contarinia nasturtii (swede midge) is the source of this 2424-nucleotide messenger RNA. RefSeq lists its product as uncharacterized. The transcript is spliced from 12 exons. Gene Ontology annotation, biological process: regulation of sodium ion transport. The coding region runs from base 232 to 1854 and encodes 540 amino acids. Gene Ontology annotation, molecular function: sodium channel regulator activity. NCBI's taxonomy places the organism in Eukaryota, Metazoa, Arthropoda, Insecta, Diptera, Cecidomyiidae. The record is from RefSeq and is a predicted model, not a curated record.